Molecule: messenger RNA, 1605 nt
Organism: Fusarium mangiferae
Lineage: Eukaryota; Fungi; Ascomycota; Sordariomycetes; Hypocreales; Nectriaceae
Product: putative homogentisate 1,2-dioxygenase
Exons: 3
Coding region: 1-1605 (534 amino acids)
Biological process (GO): L-phenylalanine catabolic process
Cellular component (GO): cytoplasm
Molecular function (GO): homogentisate 1,2-dioxygenase activity
Source: RefSeq, a predicted model, not a curated record
AUGGUCGCCGCUAUCAAGAGACGUGAGCCCGCCACAGAUCCCCAGAAAGUCUUCCACUACACAGACCUCCAGCGCACCAAGCCCACCCGCGAGAAUGACCCCUACGAGUACCAAGCAGGCUGGGGUAACCGCCAUCAAUCAGAGGUCAUCCCCGGUACUCUCCCCGCCGGCCAAAACAACCCUCAAGACAGAGGCUUUGGUCUGUACACUGAGGGUAUCACCUACUCUGCUUUCGCAGCUCCUCGCGGCCUCAACAUGAGCACGUACAUGUAUCGUGCUCGACCAUCAGCUGCUCAUCAGGGUUAUUCGAGUAUUGAGACAAAGUCUCAUAUUGAGAACUGCUUUUUGUCGCUGAAUCCUAAGGUUGAGCCUUUGUAUCAGCAGGCUGAGUGGUCGCCUUUUCCAUUGCCGAAAGAUGAUGAGACGAUUGACUUUACUGAUGGGUUGCAUACACUUGCUGGAAGCGGUGAUCCCAAUCUUCGGCAGGGCAUCGCUGUGUAUGUCUAUAUUAUCAAUGCCUCUAUGGUCAACAAGGCAUAUUGCAACACAGACGGCGACUUUCUUAUCACUCCUCAACUCGGCAUCAUAGACAUCCAAACCGAGAUGGGCCGUCUCUUCGUCCAGCCAGGCGAAAUUUGCGUUAUCCAGCGUGGUGUACGCUUCCGAAUCAAUCUUGCAGACGGUGUGCCUGUUGCUCGUGGCCAUAUCGCUGAAGUUUGGGGAUCUAUGUGGGAGCUGCCUGAUCUAGGACCUAUCGGAGGACAUGGCCUGGCAAACCCAAGAGACUUUCUAUAUCCUGUUGCUCAUAUCGAUGAGGACCUCCAUGUUCCUUUUAAAAUUGUUGUCAAAAAUAACGGAAAGCAUGUUGCCAUCAGUCAGGAUCACAGUCCGUUUGACGUUGUUGCAUGGCAUGGGAAUGCAGUUCCCUACAAGUACGACUUGACAAAGUUCGCAUCUCAGAACAGCACCAGUAUUGAUCACACAGACCCAAGCAUCAACACUGUUCUAACAGCAAAGUCAUUUGACCCUCACGUCCCGCUCGCAGACUAUCUCUGGUUCGGUCCCCGCUGGGACGUAGCGAGCAACUCAUUGCGCGCACCUUACUAUCAUCGAAACAGCGCAACCGAGAUGUUGGCUUGCAUCUAUGGAGCAGGUCUCGGUCGAUCUGAUGACUUCUUGCCCGGUGGCUGCAGUUACGAGGGUGGACAUACUCCCCAUGGUGGGUUUGGUGAAGAGUAUAUUACUGAAGCUAUCUUGCAGCACAAUGAACCACGUAGAAUCUUGGAGAAUCAAAUGACCAUCAUGGUUGAGUCAUCACGCACAUUCCUGUUCACAGAGUAUGCUCGAGAGAUCUGUGGUGUUCUUCACAAACAAGCCACUGAUUAUCGAGUUUGGGAUAAUCUUCCCGAUCGCUUCUCAGCACAUCCUUUGACCAAACAGCUUCUUGAGCGUGUUGCAAAGGAUAAGGUGAACCAGAAGAAGGCGGUUGACUACUAUCAUUCGGUUCAGUUGCUUGAUGCCAAGGGUCAGCCUACGCAAGUCCUGCCCCAUGAGACUAAUGGCCAUGCAAAGCUCAGCGCAGUCGAUGCAGCGGUUUGGAACUAG